Molecule: messenger RNA, 2589 nt
Organism: Impatiens glandulifera
Lineage: Eukaryota; Viridiplantae; Streptophyta; Magnoliopsida; Ericales; Balsaminaceae
Product: acetyl-coenzyme A synthetase, chloroplastic/glyoxysomal
Exons: 18
Coding region: 26-2380 (784 amino acids)
Molecular function (GO): acetyl-CoA synthetase activity; AMP binding
Source: RefSeq, a predicted model, not a curated record
AUGGUGAAAUUCGUUAUCAGGGUUUAUGAUGGCGGUGUCUUCCUUCAACUGUUUGAUUACGAAGAACUACCCUGCACGUGGAAAUACAGCUACUCCUUCAAUUCAUUCUUUAUUGAUUCUACAAUCAAACGUAAUCAACUCUAAUUGGGUCAACUAUUCAAGUUCAGCGAUCCAUUCCAAUACCCAUAUAAAUACCCGUCCAUCUUCCCUUCAAAGCAGCAGCCGAAAGAUCAAGUUAUUCAGUAGGUUGCUUUUUGAAAUGGACGAUUCUCCCAAGAACGGAUCCUUUCUGAUGACUCCAAGGACAUUUGAUCAACUUCGUCAUGUCGAUUCCAUGGCUUCUAUGCCAUCAGGAGCUGGUAAGAUUCGCAGGUUGAAUGUUGCUGUCCUUGGAGAAUCUCUUGCUUCUGAGGAGGAUGAUCUCGUCUUUCCGAGUAAUGAUUUCUCUAAUCAGGCUCUUGUUUCUUCUCCACAGAAGUAUCUAGAGAUGUAUAGAAGAUCAAUUGAAGAUCCUGCUGGAUUUUGGUCCGACAUUGCAUCGGAAUUCGUUUGGCGAGAGAAAUGGGGGAAAGAUGUGUAUUCCGAGAACCUGGAUGUUAGAAAUGGAGAUAUUAAGAUUGAGUGGUUCAAAGGUGGGGUGACCAAUAUUUGCUUCAACUGCUUGGAUAGACAUAUUGAAUCAGGCAAUGGAGACAAAAUUGCACUCUAUUGGGAAGGAAAUGAGCUUGGGCAAGAUAGCAGUUUAACGUACAAACAGCUCCUUGAGAAAGUUUGCCAGCUCGCUAAUUACUUGAAAGAUGUCGGUGUUAAAAAAGGAGAUGCUGUUGUGAUCUAUUUACCUAUGCUCAUGGAACUUCCAAUUGCAAUGCUUGCUUGCGCUAGAAUUGGCGCUGUCCAUUCGGUCGUAUUUGCUGGAUUUUCUGCUGAAUCUCUUUCUCAAAGAAUUAUUGAUUGUAAACCUCGGGUUGUAAUUACCUGCAAUGCUGUUAAGAGAGGUCCCAAGGUCAUCUAUCUCAAAGACAUAGUUGAUACUGCCCUUGUUGAUUCAGCUAAAAAUGGAACUACCGUGGAUAUUAGUUUGGUAUAUGAAAACCAAUCUGCUAUGAAGAGGGAAGAUACAAAGUGGAAGGAGGGUAGAGAUAUCUGGUGGCAGGAUGUGGUGAACAACUUAUCUACUUCAUGUGAUGUUGAAUGGGUUGAUGCUGAGGAUCCAUUAUUUCUUCUUUAUACUAGUGGAAGCACUGGAAAACCUAAGGGUGUUCUUCAUACAACUGGGGGCUAUAUGGUAUAUACUGCGACGACAUUCAAGUAUGCAUUUGACUACAAGUCAUCAGAUAUAUACUGGUGUACAGCAGACUGCGGAUGGAUUACUGGUCACAGCUAUGUUUCUUAUGGGCCUCUUCUUAAUGGAGCAUCAGUUGUUGUUUUUGAAGGGGCUCCUAAUUAUCCAGAUGCUGGCAGAUGUUGGGACAUUGUUGACAAAUACAAAGUAACACUAUUUUACACUGCUCCCACACUGGUCCGCUCUCUAAUGCGUGAUGGUGAUGAGUAUGUUAAACGAUACUCGCGGAAAUCUUUAAGAGUACUUGGAAGUGUUGGCGAGCCUAUAAAUCCAAGUGCAUGGAGGUGGUUUUACAAUGUAGUUGGAGAUUCAAAGUGUCCGAUAUCUGAUACCUGGUGGCAAACUGAGACUGGUGGCUUUAUGAUUACUCCUUUACCUGGUGCCUGGCCACAAAAGCCUGGAUCGGCUACUUUCCCUUUCUUUGGAGUUAAGCCUGUUAUAGUGGAUGAGAAGGGCAUUGAGAUUGAAGGUGAAUGCAGUGGAUACUUGUGUGUGAAAGGAUCAUGGCCCGGGGCAUUCAGAACGCUUUUUGGUGAUCACGAGAGAUAUGAAACUACAUAUUUCAAGCCAUUUCCUGGAUAUUAUUUUAGUGGUGAUGGUUGCAGCAGGGACAAGGAUGGAUAUCAUUGGCUCACAGGAAGAGUUGAUGAUGUUAUUAAUGUUAGUGGACAUAGAAUUGGUACAGCUGAAGUUGAAUCUGCUCUAGUUUCUCAUCCCCAUUGUGCUGAAGCUGCAGUUGUUGGUGUUGAGCAUGAGGUCAAAGGGCAAGGUAUUUACGCUUUUGUUACUCUGGUUGAUGGAAUUCCCUACAGUGAAGAACUCCGCAAGAGUCUCAUACUUGCUGUCAGAAACCAGAUUGGAGCAUUUGCGGCUCCUGACAAAAUCCAUUGGGCACCUGGGCUACCAAAGACGAGAAGUGGGAAGAUAAUGAGGAGAAUUUUGAGGAAAAUUGCUUCUAGGCAGUUGGAUGAGCUUGGGGAUACAAGUACACUUGCUGAUCCAUCUGUUGUUGACCAGCUUAUUGAACUUGCAGAUUGAUCAUGCAUCCAUCCAACAACUGUGUGCUCUCAUUUCCUUGCAAAUCUUUUCUUUCUUUUUGUUUUUAUAUUUUAGUUGAAGCCAAUAAAUACAGAAAAAAAGGACAAUUUUAUUUUAGUGACAAUCUUGUUUAAUAAGUUUGAGAUUACAGAUCAUUGUAUGCAUUGAGAUAUAUGAUUUGAAGAGUUGAAGUCACUCAUCCUUGUCUU